Molecule: messenger RNA, 3809 nt
Organism: Acomys russatus (golden spiny mouse)
Lineage: Eukaryota; Metazoa; Chordata; Mammalia; Rodentia; Muridae
Gene: Phf20
Product: PHD finger protein 20
Exons: 18
Coding region: 177-3200 (1007 amino acids)
Biological process (GO): regulation of transcription by RNA polymerase II
Cellular component (GO): MLL1 complex; NSL complex
Source: RefSeq, a predicted model, not a curated record
CUGCGUCACUCGGUGGUGGCGAUGGUGCGUGUGUGUGGGGGGCGGGGGAUACGCUGGGCGCGUCCCCGGGGUCACGUGGUGCGCAGCGCGCACAGUCCUUCUGUCGGUUGGUCUGGAGCGGCGCAGCAGGAGCCGGGCCGUGAGGAGAAUAAAAGCAGCCUCGUUGAUGACUGAAAAUGACAAAGCAUCCACCUAACAGACGAGGAAUCAGCUUUGAAGUGGGAGCCCAGUUGGAAGCUCGGGACCGUUUAAAAAACUGGUACCCGGCUCACAUUGAAGACAUUGACUACGAAGAAGGGAAAGUUCUCAUCCAUUUCAAGCGUUGGAACCAUCGUUAUGAUGAGUGGUUUUGCUGGGACAGUCCUUACCUGCGCCCUUUAGAGAAGAUACAGCUGAGGAAAGAGGGCUUACAUGAGGAAGAUGGAUCUUCUGAAUUUCAAAUAAAUGAGCAAGUGCUUGCUUGCUGGUCUGACUGUCGAUUCUAUCCAGCCAAAGUCACUGCUGUGAACAAGGAUGGUACUUACACUGUGAAAUUUUAUGAUGGAGUAGUUCAAACUGUCAAACAUAUACAUGUCAAAGCUUUUUCCAAAGAUCAGAAUAUUGUGGGUAAUGCUAGGCCUAAAGAGACAGAUCACAAAAGUCUUUCAUCAUCUUCUGAGAAACGAGAGAAGUUUAAAGAACAGAGAAAAGCCACCGUCAACGUGAAGAAAGACAAAGUGGAAAAAGUUUUAAAGACAGAAAAGCGGCCCAAACAGCCUGACAAAGAAGGAAAGCUGCUCUGCUCAGAGAAGGGCAAAGUGUCCGAAAAAAGCCUCCCCAAGAACGAGAAGGAAGAUAAGGAGAACAUUUCAGAGAAUGACAGGGACGCCCAGGUGGAAAAGAACCCUGAAAAUGACCUUGUGAAGAGUCCACAGGAGAGCCUGAAGGAGCCAAAAAGGAAGCGAGGCAGACCCCCUUCCAUAGCUCCUGCUGCUGUGGAUUCAAACUCUCAAACUUUGCAACCAAUAACACUGGAAUUGAGGAGACGGAAAAUAUCAAAAGGAAGUGACAUCCCAUUAAAACGUCCCCGGCUUGACAAAAAUUCAUCUCAAGAACAGUCAAAAAACCGCUCUGAAAACAGUGACAAAGACUUGUCCAGGAGACGGUCCUCCAGGCUGUCCACUAAUGGGACCCAUGAGAUCCUAGAUCCUGACUCAGUUGUACCUGAUCUGGUUCAUGUGGUUGAUACGGAUCCUCCAAAAGACAAGACACCCAGCACCAAGGAACCUGCCGAAGGUCAGUUGACAUCUCCACUGGAAACUGGCCAGGUCUCAUCUGCAUUAACUUGCCACCCCUUUGGGGAUGGACUAGGGGCAGCAGGCUUAGAGUUGAACAGCAAGUCAAUGGGAGAGAACACUAUGAAAACAGAACCGGCGUCUCCUCUUGCUGAGGCCCAGGAGGUUCCGGUCGUGGAAGUUCCAAAUACUUUGAAGAAAACAGAGGACUUUGUGACAUUGAAUGUGCCAUCUGUGGACCUCGACCACAAGUUUCGAUGCAAGGUUGUGGACUGUUUGAAGUUUUUCCGCAAGGCUAAACUGUUGCACUAUCAUAUGAAGUAUUUCCACGGGAUGGAGAAGUCGCCAGAGCCAGAGGAGAGCCCGGGGACGAAGCAUGUGCAGACUCGGGGCUCUGUGGUACCCGACAAAGCCAGCCAAGAGAGCCUGACCAGGAAGCGGGUGUCUGCCAGCUCCCCAACUGCAAAAGAGAAGGAAAAAAAUAAAGAGAAGAAAUUCAAAGAACUUGUGAGAGUGAAGCCAAAGAAGAAAAAGAAAAAGAAAAAGAAAGCUAAGCCUGAAUGUCCCUGCAGCGAGGACAUCAGUGACACCUCCCAGGAGCCUUCUCCACCCAAAACAUUUGCUGUCAGCAGGUGUGGGUCCUCACACAAGCCUGGGGUCCAUAUGAGCCCACAGCUCCAUGGUUCAGAUAACGGAAACCACAAAGGGAAAUUGAAAGCAUGUGAGGAGGAUAAUUUGAGCGAGUCCUCUUCUGAGAGUUUUCUUUGGAGUGAUGAGGAAUAUGGUCAAGAUGUCGAUGUGACCACCAACCCAGAUGAGGAGCUUGAAGGUGACGAUCGCUAUGAUUUUGAGGUGGUCCGUUGCAUCUGUGAAGUGCAGGAGGAAAAUGACUUCAUGAUUCAGUGUGAAGAGUGCCAGUGCUGGCAGCACGGGGUCUGCAUGGGAUUGCUGGAAGAAAACGUACCUGAAAAAUACACCUGCUAUGUUUGCCAAGACCCUCCAGGUCAGAGGCCUGGCUUCAAGUACUGGUACGACAAGGAGUGGUUGAGCCGGGGACACAUGCAUGGCCUGGCAUUUCUAGAACAGAACUACUCCCAUCAGAAUGCUAAGAAGAUUGUGGCCACGCACCAGCUCCUCGGGGACGUGCAGAGAGUGAUUGAGGUUCUUCACGGCCUGCAGCUCAAGAUGAGCAUCUUGCAAAGCAGGGAGCACCCUGAUCUGCAGCUGUGGUGCCAGCCCUGGAAACAGCACUCAGGGGAGGGGAGAUUGCAUUCCAGACACAUCCACAUCACAGACGCCAGGAGCAAGGAUGAGUCCCCGAGCUAUAGAACUUUGAAUGGGGCGGUAGAGAAGCCGUUGCCCCUGUCACGGUCUGUGGAAGAGUCCUAUAUCACCAGCGAGCACUGCUACCAGAAGCCUCGCGCCUAUUACCCCGCUGUGGAACAGAAGCUGGUGGUGGAGACGAGGGGCUCGGCCCUUGAUGACACAGUCAGCCCUCUCUGUGAGAAUGGUGACGAUCCCCUCUCCCCUCGCCUAGGCUGGCCCCUUGACCAAGACAGGAGCAGAGGGGACACCGACUCCAAACCCAGCUCUCCAAAGGUGAAGGAAUACAUGUCCAAGAAGGUCCUGCCGGAAGAAGCCCCUGCUCGGAAGCUGCUGGACAGAGGUGGAGAAGGGCUGGUGAGCUCGCAGCACCAGUGGCAGUUUAAUCUGCUGACGCACGUGGAGUCUCUUCAGGACGAAGUGACGCAUCGGAUGGACUCCAUUGAGAAGGAGCUGGAUGUGCUGGAGAGCUGGCUGGACUACACUGGGGAACUGGAGCCCCCAGAGCCGCUGGCCAGGCUUCCACAGCUCAAGCAUUGCAUCAAGCAGCUGCUGACGGACCUGGGCAAGGUGCAGCAGAUUGCCCUCUGCUGCUCCACAUGAAAUCGGGCACCUAAGACAUUUGGAGCACGAUCCUGGCAUGUCUGCCAGGGGAGCUUCGCAUAUUUAAGUAAAUAAACUUAGCAUGCUGAAUGCACGUGACACUGACUGACUUCAGGGAUUUAGCCAGGAGUGUGAUGGACAUCGGGACAAAGAGACCAUUUUGGCUGCUGGGGGCACUCGAUCUGGAAGCCAACCACGAAGGCAGCACAUAGUCUUAGAAAUCCCCUUCUGUGCACAUCGUUGAACGAAGCUUUUGAGUCUUUGCACAUGUUCACUUGGAAUCGUGCCACGGAUGAGAAGUGAAAUGAGAGCCAAAAAAACAAAACAAAUCUAGUUGCAGAGUUAUAAAUUCAACUUGCAGCAUGUUUAAUUGACUGGUCAGGUUGAGGCAUGUGCCAACCCCUCUGGUUUCUCUGCCUGGUGUGGUGUGUGGGCAGCAGGCACCCAUUUCGUCUUUCAGCUUCACUGGAGCGUUGGGACGUCACUGUGCGGUGCCGUGUGGGAAGGAGCAGGAGCCCCAAGGCAUCCUCGUGGCAUCAUUUGCUCAGCAUGGUUUCACGGUGCUGGGGACAGGUUUUGUUGCUACCCCAGAGUUGGCUGGGCUGUGGC